CGGCGCUAAAUCUUUCUUCUAGGCCACGACUUUUGGACUAAACAAUAAUCAGUAUUAUUAGACUUUUAGACCGUAUGCGUUAGAAUUUGAUUUCCUUUUUGAAGAAGAUGACAAAACCAGCUGCCAUGGAUUUAUUGCUGUAGCUGACACUGAUUUUCUAGCUCUCAGUAGUGCAGUGCACGGAGUACUUGAUUUCUCAUUCUAUCUCAAGUCCUUUGCUCAAAAGCCUCAGAUUCCAUGCCCCUGUUUCUGAAUUUCAGAAAAAUCAUACCCCUCUAAGGUUAUGUUUCUUCUCAUAACUGGAUAUGGAUCAUCGACUUAAAAGGUUGCCUGACUCCUAUUUAAACAGACUUGACCCGGAGAAUGAAGUCAUUUUUUCUACAAUUCAACAACCAUUGGAUAUUCCAGACGUCCACAAGGAUGCGCCUUCAAUUACACAAUUUCCUAACCUUGGUACUUAUUCUCCUACUCUGGACACUGAUUACGUGCAUAAGUACCUUAGCCAGUUUCUAUUGGAGGAGGAGAGCAUUGAUGGGAACAAUCUGAACAUAUUUUUUGAUCCCAUUGCUCUUAGUGCUACUGAGAAUUCAUUCUACGAAGCCUUGUAUGACAACCCUUCAUCACCUGUUCACAGUAAUGCUGGAAGCUCCAGGUAUGGGGUUGAGCGUAUUGAUCUCCAUAACUCUGACAUUCUGUCUAUUGUUGAUCCCAGGGAAUCUGAAUCAUCUGUAGCCUGUAGGCAUCCUGAUACCCCCGUUAAGUCAUCAAGUCAGGCUAACUCGGAUGGGUUAAACAGUUCUUUAUAUACCUUUGAUAGUGAAUUGUUUUCUCAAAUGGACGCUUUCCUAAGUGCUAAUUCGGUUAGUAAAGUAUUUUUUAAUGAUGAUGCUGAGGCCAUCUUGCAAUUCAAGAGAGGUGUAGAUGAUGCUAAUCGAUUCCUUCAUGCCAAUAAACACUUGGUUAUCAAUUUGGAUAACUACUUGGUUUCUCCAGAUCUGUAUAAUGGAAAGAAGCAUUACCAUUCAGACAAAAGUGGGUCAGAAGAAGAAAGCAGAAGCAAGCACUGUGCAGUGUAUGAGGACAUUGAGUUAUCAGAGGUGUUUGACAAGGUUUUGCUAUGUUCUGAUGAUAAUGAUUGUCUACCUAGAGUCGGCACACAACAGAACACUCGAAGUGGUCACAAGAGACAUUUAAAGAAAGGGAGAGAUAGUGGUGAAGUUGUGGAUCUGGAGUCUCUUUUAGUCAGCUGCGCACAAUCUGUUGCUGAUGCUGAUUAUAGGGCUGCAAAAGAUAAAUUACAAAAGAUCAGGCAGCACUCUUCGCCUACUGGCGAUGCAAACCAAAGGCUGGCUAAUUAUUUCGCUGAUGGUCUUGAGGCACGAUUGGCUGGAUCUGGGACGCAAUUAUAUGUGGCUUUAACUCCUAAUAACACCAUAAUUGCAGAGAUGCUAAAAUCCUAUAUGUCAUCUUGGCCAUGGAUGAGAUUAUCAAUUUUCUUUGCAAACAGAAUGAUUUACGAAGUAGCUUCAAAUGGUGCAUCACUGCACGUUAUAGAUUUUGGUAUUCUUUAUGGUAUCCAGUGGCCAACACUUAUCCGGGAUCUUUCACAAAGACCUGGUGGCCCUCCAAAACUUCGAAUAACAGGGAUUGAGCUUCCCCAACCUGGAUUUCGUCCAUCACAAAUGGUAGAUGAGACCGGUCGCCGCUUGGCAAAAUAUUGCGAGCAUUUUAAUGUACCAUUUGAGUACAAUGCCAUAACAAAAAUGAAUUGGGAGAGAAUUAAGAUUGAUGAAUUGAAGCUUGUGAGUGGCGAGGUAGUUGCUGUAAACAGUUUAGUUCGGUUCCAUCACUUAUUGGAUGAGACAGCAGUUGGUGCGGAUAGUCCUAGGGAUGCUGUUUUAAAGUUAAUCAGGGAAGUAAAUCCUCAUAUAUAUGCUCAAACUGUGUGCAGUGGACCUCAAAACUCUCCUUUCUUUGUUACUCGGUUUCGAGAGGCUCUCCUCUUCUAUACUGCUAUCUUUGAUUUGCUUGAUGCUACUUUACCGCGCCAUGAUAAUCAGAGAUUGAAUUUGGAAAAAGAAUUCGUGGGACGCGAAAUAAUGAAUAUUGUAGCAUGUGAGGGAAAGGAAAGGUUACAAAGGACUGAAACAUGCAAGCAGUGGCAAUCUCGCAUCAUGAGGGCUGGGUUCAAGCCCAUGGCUGUAAACCCUAGACUUGCGAAGAAGUUAAGAUACGAGGCAAGGGAAGGAUAUGACAAAGAUUUUCUGUUUCUGGAAGAUGGCAAUUGGAUAAUCCAGGGAUGGAAAGGUCGGAUUAUUGGCGGCAGCUCUUGCUGGGUAGCUGCAUGACAGGCUCACAAGUCACAACCUGUGUUAGUCUAAAGUAGUUGAACUCGUUGUCUAUGCAGCAUGAGAUUUCGUUGAAUUCCAAUAUGAAUAGGAUACAAAAGCACAACUUGGAGUGGACAAUACAGACUCACCUAAGGCAAUUACGGAGUCCUAUUUUGAUUUGUGUUGUGAUAAGCUUUCAACACAUUAAAACACUGCUGAUAUAUAGUAUUUUAGAAACAGAGACAACUAACACUGAACACAGGGACUGAUUGAUAGUAGAUGAUUUUGUUGUUGAAUGUUUUGCUAAUAUCAAGUUCAGACAUUAUAUAUUUGAGAAAACAGCUUGUAGGUCUGGAGUUCUGAUAUACUAUCGUAUAUCCACAUCCUUCAUCAUCGAGAGAACCAUAUAGCCUGACAAUUGAACUGGAAUUGGUACAGCGAACCGGCCCAAUCCCAGUCUACCUAUAUAGUGCAUUUAAUGGGCAGUAUCUGUUUGAUAGGAGGCUGGGGGUGGUAAAAUAUAUCAUACAACCGGCUUUAUCGUGCGCAUGGUACAACCGAACUUUUUUGGGGCUUUUGCGCUUGGCUUCGCACCAAACUUCUCCAAUCUAGCUUCGCACCAGACUUCUCGAAUCUGGCUUCGCACCGGACUUUGCACCUGGCCUCUUCAAUCUCGUUUGACUUCUUUGAUC
Messenger RNA from Cuscuta epithymum, 3022 nucleotides. Lineage: Eukaryota; Viridiplantae; Streptophyta; Magnoliopsida; Solanales; Convolvulaceae. The record is from the annotation of a GenBank genome assembly.